Messenger RNA from Ilex paraguariensis (yerba mate), 426 nucleotides. Lineage: Eukaryota; Viridiplantae; Streptophyta; Magnoliopsida; Aquifoliales; Aquifoliaceae. The record is from the annotation of a GenBank genome assembly.
AUGGCAGCUGUUGUGAGGCUUCAAAUCUUUGUUUCUGAUUUUAUGACUGUGUUUGUGCUGCUCACAGCUGUAUUUCUAAUGCUUAUUGAUUGGGCAUUGCUUCAUUACGACUAUUUGGGAAUUUGUGCUGAAACUGCCAAUAGUUACAAUGUUGCAGAUUUAAUGCUCCAUACUUCUCCGUGUGACUGCCAUGGGGUGAGCUCGGAGAAGUUUAAGUUCCAAGGUUCCCAUAAUGAUGUUGUAGUCUUCGUAAGAAUGCCUAUCUGCGAGCCAAGUUCUAGAUUCUUGCUUUCUUUGGUGAACAUCCCGUCUUCAUUUUCUAGCAAAGGGCCAAGAGGUGCAGUUGUCCUAAGGUCAUGUCUGAGGUUCUUGGCAAGGCAAAUGUCUGAAAGGCUUAUUUGGGGCUGUCGACUGGCACCCUUUUAG